AUGGCGGCUGCGGCAGCGGCAGCGGCGGCCGGGGGAGGUGGGGAGCGGAGCAGCACCCGGGAACGGCUGCUGGCGGCGCUGGAGGAUCUCGAACUCCUGGCCAGGGAACUAAUUGAAAUUUUGGCAAUUUCAAGAAACCAGAAGCUUCCACAACCAGGAGAAGAGAGCCAGAUCCUGGAGCUGCUGAUUCAGAGAGAUGGAGAGUUUCAAGAGCUAAUGAAGUUGGCAGUUGAUCAGGGGAAAAUCCAUCAUGAAAUGCAGCUUUUAGAAAAGGUAGUAGAAAAGAGAGAUAAUGACAUUCAGCAGCUGCAGAAGCAACUGAAAGAAGCAGAGCACAUACUGGCCACAGCUGUUUAUCAAGCAAAGGAAAAACUGAAAUCAAUUGAAAAGGCAAGGAAAGGUGCCAUUUCAUCUGAAGAAAUAAUUAAAUAUGCCCACAGGAUCAGUGCUAGUAAUGCUGUUUGUGCCCCUCUGACGUGGGUACCAGGGGACCCACGCAGGCCAUAUCCUACAGAUCUAGAAAUGAGGAGUGGUCUCCUGGGUCAGAUGAACAACCCAUCCACUAAUGGGGUUAAUGGACACUUACCUGGGGAUGCACUUGCAGCAGGCAGAUUGCCAGAUGUGCUUGCUCCUCAGUAUCCUUGGCAAUCAAGUGAUAUGUCAAUGAACAUGCUACCUCCUAAUCAUAGUAAUGACUUCAUGUUGGAGCCUCCGGGACACAAUAAAGAGAAUGAAGAUGAUGUGGAAGUGAUGUCAACAGACUCCUCAAGCAGCAGCAGUGACUCAGACUAGGUACAGGAGGGACGGUAUCCCUAGUAGACCUUUCCUGUGGUGAAGAUAUUCAACUGAAAUGACUGGGAGCUUUCUGCUGGAUGGGAGAUGUCAGAUUUCCAGUGCUGAUGUAAAUGUGUGAAUGUGUAUGUUUGCAAGAGAUGCGUGCAUUUGUAUACAUAUAUAUAUAUAUACACUAUACAUAUUAGAUGACAACGUUCCUGGGACAAAAGGUGUAAGGGGAAUCCCCUUGUAUGUAUGCUAGUAACUUGACUCUUUUGAAGACAGUCUUUUCUAUGGCACAGAAAUAAGGCGUAAGAUUUGUAAUUUUAAUACCUUUUUUGUUACUGCUGAAAUGCAUGUUGUUAAUCACCUAGUGUGUUCUGAGAACAAAACCAUGGCAAUAAGGUGUUUAAAAAAAAAAAGUUUGUAAUUAUUGUAAUAUAUAAUAAACCUUUGCAACUUUGCUACACUUUGCAAACAUAA
This is a messenger RNA of Centrocercus urophasianus (Greater sage-grouse), 1257 nucleotides long. RefSeq names its product mediator complex subunit 4 (gene MED4). The transcript has 8 exons. Gene Ontology annotation, biological process: regulation of transcription by RNA polymerase II. Gene Ontology annotation, molecular function: transcription coregulator activity. NCBI's taxonomy places the organism in Eukaryota, Metazoa, Chordata, Aves, Galliformes, Phasianidae. Gene Ontology annotation, cellular component: mediator complex; core mediator complex. The coding region runs from base 1 to 792 and encodes 263 amino acids. The record is from RefSeq and is a predicted model, not a curated record.